AGAACGUUCUAGUAGCUUGAGGUGUCGGCGGGAGCGGCCGAGCGGCGCGGGGAGCCGUUAGCAGAGCGGAGCCACCGGUUAAGCCUGAUCAAGAUGACAACCUCCCAAAAGCACCGCGACUUCGUGGCAGAGCCCAUGGGGGAAAAGCCAGUGGGGAGCCUGGCCGGGAUUGGUGAUGUCCUGGGCAAGAAGCUGGAGGAAAGGGGCUUUGACAAGGCUUAUGUGGUCCUUGGCCAGUUUCUGGUGCUAAAGAAAGAUGAAGACCUCUUCCGGGAAUGGCUAAAAGACACAUGUGGUGCCAAUGCCAAGCAGUCCCGGGACUGCUUCGGGUGCCUUCGAGAAUGGUGUGACGCUUUCUUGUAAUGCUCUCUGGGGACCCCUAAGCCCCCUCCCCCCAGCUACAGCAUAGCGUCUCCAGAGUCUGCCACCGAGUGGGCUCCUCCCUGUCCUCCACGAAGGAAAAGAUUGCUGUUGUCACACUAACCUAUGUACUCCAGGAUCUUUUAGGAGUUCUCUCCCUUCACCGUUUCAUCAUUUUUGGAAUUCUUGACCUUGCAUGCCUUGUCCCCCACCCCCACCCUGCCCCCAGUUCAUGGCAACAGUUACCAGCUUUUCUGAAUGGAUUCUGGGCCCUUUUCUCCCUGCCUUCACAAUCCAUUGGAUGCCCUUUUGAUCCCCCCUCCCCCUUUGGCAAAAACAGUCACUGUGCUUAUAAAGAUUUUUAGAUGAAUAAAGUCAUUGGCCUUCAUAA
Molecule: messenger RNA, 751 nt
Organism: Psammomys obesus (fat sand rat)
Lineage: Eukaryota; Metazoa; Chordata; Mammalia; Rodentia; Muridae
Gene: Banf1
Product: BAF nuclear assembly factor 1
Exons: 3
Coding region: 94-363 (89 amino acids)
Molecular function (GO): DNA binding
Source: RefSeq, a predicted model, not a curated record